ACGCUGCUGUCAUCACAAUUUAAUGUCAUAAAAAAAUCUUGAAAUCAACGAACUGCAAUUUCUUCUCGCACGUGUGCUUCAAUUGUUUAACUUUUAUUGGUUUUCUCAAAAAUCACAUACCAAAAUAUAAGGCAUAUAAGUGUUUAUAGUCUAGCUCAUCAGUACAAUGGGCAAGAAAAUUAAGUUGAAAAAUAAACGGCAAAUACCACCUACGGCCUCUGUUAGUAAUGGCAAAGCGUCAGUAGAGGAUUUGGAAGAAAACUUUGAAUUAGAACCUGAGCAAUCAAAGUCGGAGAAAAAGAAAAAGAAACGUUCCAACCAUGAAGCUCAGCCGGGAGCAUUUGUUAAAAGACCUAAGUAUUCUGACGACGAGGAAGAUGUACAAAACGGCGAAGAAACACUGGAAAACAGCAAUCAAGAAACACCGGUAGUUGGAGGAGGCAGCUCAUACGAAGUGCUACUUGGAAAUCAAGAGUUUGAAACCCUCAAGGGUAAAAUCUCGGACAACACGCUGAAGGCAGUUGGGGAGAUGGGAUUCACGAAAAUGACCGAGAUUCAGGCGAAAUCUAUCCCUCCUCUGCUGGAGGGUCGAGAUUUGAUUGGAUCGGCUAAAACUGGAAGCGGCAAAACGUUGGCUUUCCUCAUUCCGGCUGUAGAGUUGAUCUACAAGCUGCAGUUUAAACCCCGCAAUGGUACUGGUGUAAUAAUUAUUUCGCCUACGCGAGAGCUGGCCAUGCAAAUUUUUGGCGUUUUGAAGGAAUUGAUGGCACAUCAUCACCAUACCUACGGAUUGCUGAUGGGAGGAGCCAGUCGGCAUACAGAAAAUGAAAAACUGGCGAAGGGAUUGAACAUUAUAGUUGCGACUCCUGGUCGCCUGCUGGAUCAUCUUAAGGGGACGCCAAACUUUUUGUUCAAAAACUUACAGUGCUUGGUGAUAGACGAAUGCGAUCGAAUAUUGGAAAUUGGGUUUGAGGAAGAUAUGAAACAGAUCAUUGGAAUUCUUCCAAAGAAACGUCAAACAAUGCUCUUUUCGGCGACGCAAACAUCUCGGACGGAAGAACUUGGCAAGUUAGCUCUGAAAUCGGAACCUAUCUAUGUUGGGGUGGACGAUAACAAAACGGAAGCCACUGUUAGUGGUUUGGAACAGGGCUAUAUUGUGUGUCCUUCGGAGAAACGUCUACUUGUUUUAUUCACGUUUUUAAAAAAGAACCGCAAGAAGAAGGUGAUGGUGUUCUUUUCGUCCUGUUUGUCGGUAAAGUUUCACCACGAGCUGUUUAAUUACAUCGAUUUGCCAGUAAAUUCGAUUCAUGGUAAACAAAAACAAGCGAAACGCACCUCGGUUUUCUUCCAAUUCUGCAACGCCGAGUCGGGAAUCCUGCUAUGCACAGACGUGGCUGCUCGCGGUUUGGAUAUUCCAGCCGUCGAUUGGAUUGUGCAGUACGACCCACCCAACGACACAAAGGAGUACAUUCAUCGAGUCGGGCGAACGGCACGUGGUGAGAACCUUUGCGGACAUGCUUUGCUUCUGUUACGUCCGGAAGAAGUUGGCUUUCUGAAGUACCUUAAGCAAGCAAAGGUCCCACUGAAUGAGUUUGAAUUUUCGUGGAGCAAAAUAGCCGACAUCCAGUUGCAGCUGGAGAAUCUUCUGUCGAAGAAUUACUUCUUGAAUCAGUCGGGCAAAUUGGCAUUCAAGUCGUACGUACGCUCGUACGAAGGACACCACAUGAAGGACGUUUUUAACGUGGGUAACCUGGACCUGCUGCAGGUGGCGAAAAAUUUCGGCUUUACGCAGCCUCCUUACGUGGACUUUGGCAAGAGUUACAAGAUCCAAAAUUCGGACCGACGGGCGGGUAAUCGAGGUCUUGGGCACUUCAAGACGCUUAAUAAGGACAAGAAAGGGGAGACGAAGUUUAAGCACAUUAAAAAUCGGAAAGAGCUGAAGAAGGUUAACUACGAAUGAUGAAUGUUGACGGUGCUUCUAUUGGUAAUAAAGAGGAUACCGAUUAUGAUAGUAAA
Molecule: messenger RNA, 2016 nt
Organism: Topomyia yanbarensis
Lineage: Eukaryota; Metazoa; Arthropoda; Insecta; Diptera; Culicidae
Gene: pit
Product: probable ATP-dependent RNA helicase pitchoune
Exons: 5
Coding region: 167-1960 (597 amino acids)
Biological process (GO): maturation of LSU-rRNA from tricistronic rRNA transcript (SSU-rRNA, 5.8S rRNA, LSU-rRNA)
Cellular component (GO): nucleolus
Molecular function (GO): RNA helicase activity; ATP binding; nucleic acid binding
Source: RefSeq, a predicted model, not a curated record